AUGAAUGUAUUACCUAAUUCGAGAAAACUGAAUGGCGUCUCACUGGUGGAGUACCUUCAAGAAGACAGCAAUAGUAUUGUAGCAACUGCAGCAGCGAAUACAGAGGAUCAGUCUGACUAUCCCAUUUAUUUGACACAAAAGGAGCAAGAAGCCAUUCUCAGGAAGAGAUAUCAUCAUAACAGCAACCACCAUGGCAACGUCAAGAAGCAUGCUGUAUCCAAGAGUUCAUCACACGUUCGUAUGAAUAGACCCAAGAAGCAGCAGCAGAAAAAGGCGAUAUCAAAAUCCACCACCACCAUGACCAGAAACUACCAUCUUCCCAUGAUCCAAAGUGCAUCUGCUCACAAUGGCACUUUCAGGAGAUGCAAUCGUCACACAUUGGAUUUCUCGACCAUGGAUUCAGGAGUCUUGGAUCAUCAGAUUUUAAGAAGGGCAAACAGCCUAUGCAACAGCUCCAUCUAUAGUACAUUUACAUCUCCGCAACAGAUCAACACGACGUUUUCAUCAUCUUCUUCCAGUACAUCAUCAUCAGCGUCAUCAGCAUCAUCUGCAGCAUCACUUUCUGUAUCUAAUUCCUCUUCCUCCUGCAUAACGGAUCACCACAAAGCUAGCAUUUCCAUUCUAGAUGUUUCUCAGCCCAAGCAGCAUCAUGCUACGGAGAAGCAAUCAAUACAGCAGCAGCAGCAUGAAGGAGCAAUGAAACAUCGAUCGAAUCAAGAAACAUUGAAACUAGAGGAAUCGCUGCAAAAACGAUUAUGGAACGAAGAUGUUACUCUGUGCGCAAAAGAAGAGAUUGCAGAGUUCCUUGGAUCUCCCAAGUCUUCAAGACCCAAGGUGCUUAUGCUCUACAUGAAUAACUUUGAUUUUGCCAAUCAACGAUUGGAUGCUGCAUUUCGUACAUUGUGCGCUAAACUGUAUUUGAAGGCUGAAUCGCAGCAAUUAGACAGAAUCAUCGAGGCAUUUGCCAAGAGAUACUAUGAAUGCAAUCCAGAUACCUUGCUCCACUGUUUCGAUGUAGUGUAUGCAGUUGCUUAUUCUCUGCUGCUGCUCAACACGGACCUGCAUGUUGUCAAUGACUGGACCAACAAAAUGACACGAUCCAGCUUUAUCAAGAACACGAUGGAGACAAUUCAGUCACUGGUAUUCCCUCAUUUAGCAGACACUACCAGCUUCUCGCAACAGAGAAAACGCCGUGCAUCCCUAGUGAGUCACCAAAGCAUGGAUUCGGCAUCUUAUCAUCUCAAAAGAAACGAUAGUUCUCCUUCUACUAUAUCUUUUUGGAAUGACCAAGAUGCUCCUCACAACCACAGUGAUUGCAGCAGCCAGAGCAUCAGCGGUGGUAGCAGCCCCAUCACGGCGACAAGCAACUUGUCCCAGAGAUUCGAUGCCUUCAAAUCAAACAUGUCUCGCAAGAGCACCGCUUGUUCUGAUGGCCUCACUCGCACUCAAAAGACAUGGCUUGCAGAUGUGGAAGGUCUAUUAAAGGAAAUGUAUGCAGCAGUAAAAUCACAUCGCAUUGACCAAGCUGAAAUCAUGGUCCCUGCUGUUCCUCCGCAUACCACUGCCUUGCAUAGGUCAAGAACGCUGCCAAAAAACACAAUGGAUCAAUUGGAUGGCUCUCUGCGUCGUAGCAGAAGACGGCGAGGCCAGUCUGUCAUUCUAGACAAAAGCAAGACGUCCAUGGACGAUUUUAUCAACAUCCAUAAGGAGCUUCCUUUGUUGCCCAAUGCCAAAAAGCAAGACAUGUUUAAGCAAGGCCUCGUCAUGCGCAAGCAUGUCAUGGAAAGAACAGACAAACGAGCUCGUCAUCGCCAAUGGCAGCUAUGCUAUCUGGUGAUGACAGACACGGAACUGAUCAUGUACAAGCCUACACAGCAACAGCCUAUGGACGACACCGACAAGGGAAGAAGAAGAAAGAGCGCAAGCAUGAUGCUUUGGAACCCGUCUACCUCAUCUUCGUCACUUCAAGAUAUCGUGCAUCAACACCCUCAUUGGCAGGCAGAUGAAGAACAGGCACCUCUAGCUACAUUGGAAAUGAACCAUACCUAUGCAACAGCCAUACCUCCUCCAGGAUGGAACCCUCAAAGACCACAUGUGUUUCGCUUGGAGACUGGGGAUGGUGGCUUAUGGCUGUUUGAGUCUGUGGACCUCUUUGCUGCUCAGGCCUGGGUGGAAGCAUGCAACUUGACUGCAGCUAAAAUCAGCAAAGGACCUCUGCCUGGAGCUAUCUGCAACAUUGAUUACGGUUGGGGUGCCAAGUGGGACAACACGACGCAAGAAUUCGCCGAUGUGCCCGUGUGGUAUCCUCCUACUUGUUGUAUGGUCAACAGCACAUUGAGCAUCAAUGAUCAGUACCUGGGCAUUGAAGCGCAGAUUACUCAGCUGAACAUGCAGUUGAAUGAGCAUCGUCAACUGAAGCUCUCCGUUGACAAAAAGUUUGGCGCUGGUCAUCAAGCGUGUGUCAAUAGUAUGCAAGCAUUAACCAACUGGGAUAAGAAGCUACACUUUAUUUUGCAUGAAUUGAUCAAACUGAGAUGCUACAAAGACAUCUUACUUCAACACCAACUGCAAAUUCUGUUCUAA
Messenger RNA from Mucor velutinosus, 2583 nucleotides. RefSeq lists its product as uncharacterized. Gene Ontology annotation, molecular function: guanyl-nucleotide exchange factor activity. The record is from RefSeq and is a predicted model, not a curated record. Lineage: Eukaryota; Fungi; Mucoromycota; Mucoromycetes; Mucorales; Mucoraceae. The transcript is spliced from 5 exons. Gene Ontology annotation, biological process: regulation of ARF protein signal transduction. Bases 1 to 2583 code for a protein of 860 amino acids.